UCCGAUUCUCCAGAAGCCUCCUAAGAACCACAACCUCACGCUUCUCCCUCUAUAAAGCUCUGCACCCUAACCACUUUCGAUUUUUUUCAAAACGCAACUGUCAUCGUGUCGUUCACCGAUAAGAUGUCGUAUUCAAGGAGAUCAAGGUAUUCUCGUUCUCCUUCUCCAUACAAGCGAUACAGUAGGUCUGUGUCCAGGUCUCUCUCAAGGACAAGCUCCAGAAGCCGUUCAAGGAGUUUAUCAAGAGAUGCAGAAAAUCCAGGAAACAAUUUGUAUGUGACAGGAUUGUCUCCUAGGAUCACCAAGAGAGAACUGGAGAAACAUUUUUCUGCUGAGGGAAAAGUGAUAGAUGUCCAUCUGGUAGUUGAUCCUUGGACAAGGGAAUCCCGUGGGUUUGGCUUUGUGACAAUGGAGACUCUUGAGGAGGCAGAUCGAUGUGUAAAGUAUCUGAAUCGCUCAGUACUUGAAGGGCGUGUCAUCACGGUGGAGAAGGCUAAAAGACGACGUGGUCGAACCCCAACACCAGGGAAGUAUCUAGGGCUGAGAACUAUUCGUGCUCAACGGCGUUCUCCAAGUGACUCUCCUCGUCGCUCCCCUAGCUAUUCUCCUUAUAGAAGAAGCUAUAGCCGGUCUCCCUAUUCUUCAGACCGAAGUAGGAGUCGUUCUUACUCUCCUGACUAUAGGAGGAGGAAGUCAAACUAUCCAUAUCACUCUAGGCGAAGGUCAUACUCUCCAUACUACAGCCGGUACAGGUCUUAUUCUCGAUAUGAUCGACACAGGUCAUAUUCUCGCUCUUGCUCUCCUUAUAGCAGGUCACCUGUCAGCAUCCGUGACAGAUCAUACUCUCCUUAUGACUCACGAUAUGACUCACCGGAUGAUCACUCCUACAGAAGGCACCAUUACAGAUCUGUUUCACGAGGUGCCUCGCCUGAUGAUCGCUAUUAUAGAAGGCACCAUUACAGGUCUGUUUCUCGAAGUGCCUCACCCAGGCCAAGGAGAAGGUCAAGGAGGAGCUACUCUCGGAGUGCCACUCCUGUUUCAAAGAGGAGCAACUCGCGAAGUGUGUCCCCCAGGUCAAGGAAGAGUCAUUCAAGAAGCUCCAAGAGGAGUGGCAAAUAUGAGAAACACUACUCAAGAAGCCCGAGUGUGAGUGCAAGUUCAAGAUCAGUAUCGAGGUCAAAUACUCCAAGGUCUACCUCUCCUUCAACUUGAAAUUUGUUGGUCCUAUAUGGCUUGACAUCAUAGGAUUAUAGUGGAUAAUAUUUUAGUGUGGUAUAUGCAGUUCUAGAUUGAGUUUUGGUUUGGAUCCGUUCAAGGCUUGUCUAAAAACCACCUGAUCCUAUUUCAUGUAGGAUUCAAAUUAUGUACUGUCAGUAUAGAUUAUCUAAUUUCGAACUUUCCCUUGGUUUAGUUCCAUUUUUAUUUUGCCAUUAUCUUCUUUUAGACUUUGUAUUUUCUGUGUUGUCUUUUCUGAUGUUCAGAUGAUAUGGUCUCCCUAAUGUUUACAUUUUUUAUAAAUAGAUGAUUGCCCGAUUACCCGGUA
Messenger RNA from Glycine soja, 1543 nucleotides. RefSeq names its product serine/arginine-rich splicing factor SR45a. Gene Ontology annotation, molecular function: RNA binding. Gene Ontology annotation, biological process: positive regulation of mRNA splicing, via spliceosome. Gene Ontology annotation, cellular component: spliceosomal complex. The transcript has 7 exons. NCBI's taxonomy places the organism in Eukaryota, Viridiplantae, Streptophyta, Magnoliopsida, Fabales, Fabaceae. The record is from RefSeq and is a predicted model, not a curated record. Bases 124 to 1212 code for a protein of 362 amino acids.